UGUCACCGUAUGUGUGUCCCUGAAACAGCAUCUGACUUCUCUCAGGCAUGGGCCACUUGUCACUUCUGGCCUAAAGUCUUGUUAUGAAAGAUGUCACCCAGAGGUGGACAGAGAGAGGGAGAGGGGUGUUUCCCCCCUUUUCUCACAGCUUCCAGGAAAGGAGAUGGGGUGGCCUGUAGGGAGGUGGCUCCUGGCUGGGCCUCACCCCAGCAGUGUUAUACAGGACCCCCCUGAGUCGUUGGAGGGGGGAGCUGUUGCCAUGGCGGCCCGUGUGCAGCAAAUUCCUCCCGGGUGAAGCGGGAGAUAUUUAUACCCAGGGUCAGGGAGAGAGCGGGCAGGCGGCCGAGGGCACGAGAGCUGGGACUGCCUGGGUGCGGAGAGAGACCACUGGUGAGGGCAAUGGCAUCUCCCGGCCACAUCCUGGCUCUGUGUGUGUGUCUCCUCUCCGUGGCCAGUGCAGAAGCUCCGCAGGAACCAGAUCCGUUCACCUAUGAUUACCACACCCUGCGGAUCGGAGGCCUCACUAUCGCUGGGAUCCUCUUCAUCUUGGGCAUCCUUAUCAUCCUUAGCAAGAGAUGUCGGUGCAAAUUCAACCAACAGCAGAGAACUGGGGAACCCGACGAAGAGGAGGGAACUUUCCGCAGCUCCAUCCGCCGUCUGUCCACCCGCAGGCGGUAGAGCCUCCACCUGACUCCAAGAAACUCAGCCAGAGCUUCCUUGGCAUCUGACACCUCUCCCCACCCAACUGCUCGCCUGUGACCACCUCCAGCGUCCCCUGCAUCAGCCCUGCUUUUCGGACCCCCUUUGCUGCUCAGACCUCCAAUAAAACUCGGUUUUCCUUCUUGA
This is a messenger RNA of Apodemus sylvaticus (European woodmouse), 846 nucleotides long. RefSeq names its product FXYD domain containing ion transport regulator 1 (gene Fxyd1). The record is from RefSeq and is a predicted model, not a curated record. Gene Ontology annotation, biological process: monoatomic ion transport; regulation of sodium ion transmembrane transporter activity. Gene Ontology annotation, molecular function: sodium channel regulator activity. Bases 400 to 678 code for a protein of 92 amino acids. Lineage: Eukaryota; Metazoa; Chordata; Mammalia; Rodentia; Muridae. Gene Ontology annotation, cellular component: membrane. The transcript has 8 exons.